UCUACCGGCAUUGCCUACCUGCCUAUCACCGUACGUUCACCAACUCAUCACAGAAGACACAUGUUGUGAGGAUGCAGACAAGAGUGUCUUAGAUGAGCAUGGACUUAUUGAUUUUGCGUACAUUAAUAGCAAACUUAAAGAUUGCUGCGUGGAACCAAUUGAUCAAAGCAUCAACCUCAGAGGGAGCAUUUGCUCUCUGGCUCCUUUAAUAUGUGGAGUGGAGAAACAUUUUAAAACUGUGUCUUGGAAUUCAUUUCAAGAAAAAUAUGGAAAGUUAAUGAAAUGGACAGGCCAAGAACAGACCUUGCAGCAGGUUUGGCUCGAUGUGUUUGAAGGCGAUGAUGAAGAGAGACCUGUGGACGAGUUGACGGCAUUGCUCGUAACCUGUGCAAUUCUGGAGCGAGGUCUGGGAGAUGUGUAUGUUUUCACUGCUAAAAGCCAAAGCCCUUCAAUGCUUAAAGAUAUCCUGUCUUCAAAGGCGCUUGAAGAAUUCCUAGGGUCUGAUGUAAUGAAAGUAUUACAGCUGUUUCUUGGCCCUCCAUCAUCAUUAAACUUGAGGAAUGUUGCUUGGCAUGGCUUUCCUUACCCUGGGGAAAUACCAUUCAGGUGUAUACUGUUCUUGCUGGUGGUGAUACCCAGUGUUGGCCAUAUUCUGCAGAGGAAACUAGGUGAAGGGCAGAUUACUCACAGAGAGCCAGUUAUGUUUCCUCAUACCAGACAUAUAUCAGAACUGAAGGUUCUACAAGAUGGAGAUGAAAUCUGUCAAAUAUGGGAUACAAGACUUGUAUCUUGGGACACACAUCUGUUUUGGAAUAAAGUACAAAAACUGUUUGGGAAACAAAGGCAUAGUGAAUGCUGUGCAUUGUUGCUGUAUUACCUGGAGCAAGGUUUGAGGGCAGUUUACACAAGUGUAAAUGACUGUCAGUCUCGGCUGCUUACUGCAGAGGCAACUGCACUAUAUACAACACUGGAUGAGAUUCUGAAUCCUUACUUACCCAACAAGUCUGCCAACAAGAUAGAGAGAGUGUUAGGGCACCAAUUUUUAGAGAUGAUUCUAGACCAUGUGUCGUACGCCAAAGGGCCGCGGGUGCGAGACCAUCUCAGUCAUGGCGAAGCAUCAUGGCAAGAGUUUCCAGGGGAACUUGUCGAUAACAUCGCCACCAUCUGUUUUGUUAUCUCAGCCAUGUUUCAUAAACAAUCUGCAAAGAGUGUAGUACCAGACGGCAAACUCUGCCAACUGUGGUCUGAUGUUCAGUCUUAUAAAGUUCAGUUUCAUAGGAUCAGUAUAAUUGAAUGCCAGAUUUGUGACGUUUUCAAGAGUUUGUCGGAUACAGAAAGGGCCGUCACAACUAAUCCUGACCUAACAGAAAGAAAUGGAGCCCUGAACAUUGCAGAGGAAGCCAGUAGUUUGAUUCAGCGCUGCAAAGACCUGGUUCUUUUAGUGGAGAGGCAUUGGCCUGAUCACAAAUUAGCAAACUGCUUUGAUUUUAACACAUUUGGCAAAUGCUGUCACAUUUUGGAAACAGACUUCUGUUUGAAGACCAAAACACUGUUCAGAGAAUGCAAGGAACACGCCAACAUGGAAAGUGAAGUGUUAUCCCAUCUGGACCAUGUGGUGGAAGAGUGUUUAGUGGUCGUUCAAAACGUGCAGGCUUUUGUCUGUUCCCGACAGCAGCAGAUGCAGGCUAAGCUACUACGGUCUCGGCAGAGAGAAAACUACAGAAAAUUCCUAAUAUGGUGCCCAACAUUCUGUGUGUGUGCCGCCACCUGCUCAUACCUUUGCCUAUGGCAGCUGGACACAUUGGACAGUCUCCAUACAGAGCCUGCAGUGAAAGAAAAGAAGCAUUUCUUAAGGUUUUGGAAAACUGUCUUACAGUUUUGUGAAAAUUUGCGUGUUUACUCCAGUCCAGACAGAAACAAGUGGGUAGAAGGGGCAGAUCUCAUUACUCAGAUCAUUGACUUCCUGAAGGCAAAUAUUCAACCAAUAGUAUUGUGUCUGUGUGAUGAUGUAGCCAACAAAUUAUCAUGGUACUUGUAGACUUUAUAUUUACUCAGUGUGAUAGUAUUGGCGAGAAAACAACAGCAAUUCACAGUUGUGAAGAGAAAAGCAAUGUACAGUUGUGAACAGAACAGCAAUGCACAGUUGCUAACAGAACAAAAAAAUCACAGUUUUUAACAGAACAGCAAUGAACAGUUGUGAACAAUACAGCAACGCACAGUUGUGCACAGAUCAGCAAUGCACAGUUGUGAACAGUGGCUGUAUAAUCUUGAUUAAAUGUUUAGAGUUAAAUAUAUAGAGAUUUCUAGAUUAGUGUUUAAAAUAGGAGUGAAUCCUGUUCUGCUGGAAACAUGGCUAAAUGUGUGUGUGUAAAGUGUCGUCCGGGAUUUGCUUGUGAAGUACGAUUCUUUCCCCUUUUAUGGAAUUUUUGGUUUAAAGGAAUCUUCUAAAUUAGAAUCUAAUUAAUGCAGAAAAUGUUGUCCCUUCUUUACAUGUGUGAACUGAACAGGCUAAUAUGGGUCAUGACUGCCCACAUGCAUUAAACUGAACAGGCUAAUAUGGGUCAUGACUGCCCACAUGCAUUACAUGUGUGAACUGAACAGGCUAAUAUGGGUCAUGACUGCCCACAUGCAUUACAUGUGUGAACUGAACAGGCUAAUAUGGGUCAUGACUGCCCACAUGCAUUAAACUGAACAGGCUAAUAUGGGUCAUGACUGCCCACAUGCAUUACAUGUGUGAACUGAACAGGCUAAUAUGGGUCAUGACUGCCCACAUGCAUUACAUGUGUGAACUGAACAGGCUAAUAUGGGUCAUGACUGCCCACAUGCAUUACAUGUGUGAACUGAACAGGCUAAUAUGGGUCAUGACUGCCCACAUGCAUUAAGCCCCAUUUUCCCAGAACAAGGCUCAUACUCAGAAUUGAAUAUUAAGAGAAUGGGAUUAGUGUUUAAAGCAGAUUAGUUUAUUUAGCAAGGCUAAAAAAAACUGAACAACAAGUCAUGGCAAGUGUUUCACAUUUGGUUUCAGAGCAAAUUAAAUUAUCUUCAUUUAACACUAACAUGUUACAUGUAAUAUUUAUUAUUUCUAUUUAUCUCAUUAUUUUCUUUCUUCUGUCUUUAUUUGAUUUACAAAAGAAAAUGACGAACAAUACAAAAAGCAAAAGUGUUCAAGGGACAUCUUAAACCGUGCCGUGUUGACAUACUCAGUAAAGCUUAUUUAUACAAUGAGCUUUAUUUUGACAGUGCACACCCAAACUUUACAAAGAAAAAUUCGUCCUUAUAUUUAAAAAUGUUACAACUUGUUUUUGAAGCCUUCACAAUGGUAUUUUACAUCUAAUUUACUAAUUAUCUUUGUUAUAAAUUUUUUGUUUUAUUAGACUAUUAAAGGAACACUACAAUU
Messenger RNA from Dreissena polymorpha, 3397 nucleotides. RefSeq names its product endoplasmic reticulum membrane-associated RNA degradation protein-like. The record is from RefSeq and is a predicted model, not a curated record. NCBI's taxonomy places the organism in Eukaryota, Metazoa, Mollusca, Bivalvia, Myida, Dreissenidae. Bases 278 to 2038 code for a protein of 586 amino acids. The transcript has 19 exons.